AUGUUGGCCGUACGAGGUGCUAUGGACGCUUUGCAACGUUCUGCCUCAUUUGGUUCGAAUCGAGAAAGUCUGAUGCGUCAACCAUCCGCCGAAGAUCUCGACGCUGCGCAUCAACUUGUAUCUUCUGCCCGUGGAGAGCGUCCCAAGCCCCAUAUUACUCACGAAGGCCAUGUGAGCGACGCUGCCACCGAAAAAAGUCAUCUCGACCACGUCAGCCCCCAACCAGGAACUCAAGAUGCCCCUCGCCCGUCAAGUGAACUUCCUGAACACAGAGAGGAUAGUAGUGGACUGGGUCAAGUUUGCAGUAAUUGUAACACCACGAAGACUCCUCUUUGGCGAAGGUCUCCAACAGGGACGACAAUAUGCAAUGCUUGUGGUCUUUACCAAAAGACUCGCAACCACCCCAGACCCACAAACUUCAAGCGUCCCAAUUCAACCGCGUCUGCUGAAACUACACCCCAGAGAAUAGGGAUAUCACCGCCAGCAUCCGUCACACAGACGCCAGCGCAAAACCCACCGUCGAGCAUACCUUACCGAGUUCCAGAGCACACCCCAGGUUCCUGCCCAGGCGGAGGAAACUGCAAUGGAGCGGGUGGCGCGGAAGGGUGUGGCGGGUGUCCUGCAUAUAACAACAGAGUUUCCAGGACCACCAACACUUCUUUUGUCGUGAAUCCUCCGCCAGACAACGGAGAAAGUGAUACACAGAGUAAUGCUGGCUCCGCCACCAGCCCGUCCGCUCCCGUCAGUGCGCCUCGGCCUCAGCCAGCCCCUAGCGACAUAUCUUUAGUUGUGGCAUGCAAGAAUUGUGGAACCACUGUGACUCCUCUCUGGCGAAGGGACGAGCAAGGCCAUCCUAUCUGCAAUGCCUGCGGCUUGUACCAUAAAUUGCAUGGGUCGCUCCGACCCGUGCAGAUGAAAAAAUCUACUAUCAAGAGACGGAAGCGUGUCGUACCAGCCUAUCCAGACGCUCCUAGGCCGGAUGCCAACGUGUCUCAACAGAAUGUGUCGACUUCUCCAGAACCCGUCUCUCCUUACCAAGUAGGUCAACAAGAGUCUGCUGACAAUACACCUGCUCCCAAGAGGAGGCGACCACCCCCAAUGGUGGAUUAUACGGGAUAUGUCCCGGAGUCCUCGGCGAGUGACGGACCGCGUAGCACAACAAGGACCGGGGAAGACUACACUGUUCAAUUGCAGCUCGCUGCGGCAGCAGCAGAAGGCAUACAACUUGACCCGGCAUUGGUGGACUCCGCUCGUCGGCGGCGAGAACAAGAUACCGCCGUGCAACAACAGAAAGAGACGCCUGCAAAUGCGACAAAUGCAGGGCGAGAUCGCGAGGCUUGGCGUGCUGAACGUCGUGCACAACUCAUGCGUGAAGCUGAGGUGAUGAGGGCAGAGUUACGUGCAAAAGAACGUGAAAUUGACGAGCUGACAUGA
This is a messenger RNA of Rhinocladiella mackenziei CBS 650.93, 1434 nucleotides long. RefSeq lists its product as uncharacterized. The coding region runs from base 1 to 1434 and encodes 477 amino acids. The transcript is spliced from 2 exons. Lineage: Eukaryota; Fungi; Ascomycota; Eurotiomycetes; Chaetothyriales; Herpotrichiellaceae. Gene Ontology annotation, molecular function: DNA-binding transcription factor activity, RNA polymerase II-specific; RNA polymerase II cis-regulatory region sequence-specific DNA binding; zinc ion binding. The record is from RefSeq and is a predicted model, not a curated record. Gene Ontology annotation, biological process: positive regulation of transcription by RNA polymerase II; negative regulation of transcription by RNA polymerase II.